Molecule: messenger RNA, 2846 nt
Organism: Pseudophryne corroboree (corroboree frog)
Lineage: Eukaryota; Metazoa; Chordata; Amphibia; Anura; Myobatrachidae
Gene: RTKN2
Product: rhotekin 2
Exons: 12
Coding region: 166-2127 (653 amino acids)
Biological process (GO): hemopoiesis; positive regulation of cell population proliferation
Source: RefSeq, a predicted model, not a curated record
AUCAGUGUACUCGGAGUGAGCUCCGUGCUGUGCAGUGACUGCGUCCGCAGCGGGUGAUGCCCGGGCCCAUUGAGAAACCAGACGACGCUGCUAAUCCUGCGAUGUGAGCCGAUGGGGACUCGUGAGAGAAUGGUACGCUCCGAGCCCCCCUGUACGUAGGGCGCAAUGGUACGCCCGGGUGACGUCACCGCCAUACAGGAGAGAGUGGACACGGCAACUGCUCGGCGGCGCCAGAUUCAAAUGUUUCGUCGCGGCGAUAGCUCCCGGGCCACCGUGUCCCAGUGCUCCGCCCUGGGGAUGGAGAUUAAGCGCAAGAAGAUCCGGGAGAGCGUCAUCUUCCCCCCGCAGGAAGAGAACAACGUUCCAGAGAAGCUAGACUUUGAGAGUCGUAUGCGGGACGGAAUAUGCAAGCUGCUGUCAGUCAGCACUCAGAAGGAUCAAAUACUUAAUGCAGUGAAGAAUCUUAUGAUCUGCAAUGCACGUAUCCAAGUUUAUAGGACACUGCUCCAUUCUGCACUGGAAGGAAGUCACCCAACGAGCGCUGGGCGAAGGUCAUCAGAUGCUGAAAUGAAACAACGGCUGGCUUGUAGAGGAAAACUAGCUAUAUCAGGUUUUCGGAUUCCCUUGAUGUGGAAGGACACUGAUCAUUUUGGCAACAAAGAAAAAUCACAGCGUUAUGCAGUUUUCUGCAUGUUAAAACUGGGGCAAGAAAUAUAUGACACUGACAUGGUCAUUGUGGACAAAACUAUGACUGAUAUAUGUUUUGAUAAAGCCAUUAUAUUCGCUGAAGCAAGGCCAGACUUUCAAUUAAAGCUGGAGGUAUAUAGCUGCAGCAUGGAGGAAUUGUCUAUAACAAACACUCCCAAGAAACUUGCGCGGAAGCUUAGAAACUCAAUUGGGAAAUCUGCAGGGAAGAAAUUUAAUUCAGAACCUGAAGAAUCUGAGCCAGAAGCUUUUUUGUUCUCCAAUCCUCACAUGCCGGCGGCAAAAUACAACCUUCUGGCUCAUAUUACAUUCACUCUGGACAAUGUGGAGGGCAGCUGCAGCACACAUACCCUUACAGUCACUGGGCAUGAAGAGUCCUCCUUUUGGCUACCUUUAUAUGAGAGUCUUUGCUGCCGUUUGGUUGUACAACCAGCCUGUAUGACGGAUGAAGUAAUGAUGGGCUUUCUUAACCAACAGGAAAUGGUUGGUGGUCUCCGUAGCUGCCUCCGGCUGUACUGUGUACUGCGAGGUGUGAACCUUUACUGCUACUACACACCAGAAGAGAUUGAGGCUAAAAUUGAACCUAGCAUGAUCGUUCCUAUUACCAAGGAGACAAGAAUUCGGGCUGUGGAGAAAGAUUCUAAGAAGAGAACUAACAGUUUUACUGUCAUCAACCUGGUGUCUGGCGAGGCAGUAACAAAGAUAUUUUCUGCUGACAGCAAAGAGGAACUUCAAAAAUGGAUGGAGGCCUUCUGGCAGCAUUUCUACAACCUUAGUCAGUGGAAGCAAUGUUCAGAAGAACUUAUGAAAAUAGAGAUGAUGUCACCACGGAAACCACCAUUGUUCCUAACAAAAGAGGCAGCCUCGGUGUACCAUGAUAUGAGUAUCGGCUCACCAGUGAAAUUUGAAAGCUUAACAGAUAUUCUGCACAGGAAGAUUGAAGAAACUGAUGGUCAGUUCCUUAUUGGGCAGGAAGAGUCUGCACCACCUGCCUGGGAUGCAUUAUUUGAUGGUAACCACCAACUUCAUGUAGUAAGAAAGCCGCUGUCUCCACCUUCACAAAGCGACUGCGCAAACCUGAUCGAUGGCAAAGGAAAGAAGAGAAGGGCCCCACCACCGCCUCCCAACAAGACGCCAUAUAAUGCAGGAGACCAGAAGGUCACAGAUCCAUCCGAAAAGGAAAACAUCUGGUCACGGUCUAGCUUGUCCCGCAAGUCUUUUGAUGCUAAAUUAUCUUCAAUAAUGCAACAGUUCCAGAAGCCAACAGCUGCUCCCCGGAAGUUCGUAUCUUCUGAGAAGCAUAGCGGUGACCAGCUGAGACUAGCAGAAGAGGAUGUCCCAUUGAAACCAACGCCUGCUCCUCGACAGAAGUCCAUAAGAGAGAGAUUUGUUCCUAGAUCUUGGUUACCAUCGCAAGAAUGACUUCAUUUUAUCCAUAUUUGACUAUAUCUGUAUAGUUUGCUUCUUAGCUGGUGUAUUUUUUUUAAUUGUAUAUUAUGUUAAAACUGGAAGUUGAUGAUCCACAUAUACAUGGGCUGCAAUUUGUUACAAAGGACUCUGGAAGGAAUGCAUUUUUUCCCCUCUGAGCAAUUUGCAGCAUAGAAUAGUUGGCAAAGUAAUCACAAUGCUGUUGCUAAAUUAUUUGCAGUGUGAUCAGCCUAUGUGUAAGAAUUUAUUUUGAAUAUUCUGAGCUCUUAUUUUGAAUAUCCUGGGCUUUUAAUCUUCAAAAACGGUUUCGUUUUAUUGUUUGUUUUAUCUGUCAUCCACAAGCUAGAAGACUGUUCUGCAUCAUAAUUACACAGUGGAUACAGAAGUUAAAUGUCAAUUGAUGUUGUAUCACACCCAUUAUUCUUUUCUUUACCAGUUGUUGUCUGUAGCCGGCAACCUAGAUCGUUGUAGAACGAAUAGUCCAAUUAGGUUUAGUCCUAAAGAAUACAAGUGUCAGUAAAUCCAUGCGCUUCAGGAUGCGGUCAAUACUUGCAGAGCAGUGACUUGUGGUCUCCCAGAGUUUUAACUAUAAAAAUGCUAUCAAAUAAAUAUCUUCUUUGUAUUACAGGUUGAGUAUCCCUUAUCCAAAAUUCAAAAUCACACAUUUCUCUUACGUCCUAGAGGAUGCUGGGGUCCACAUUAGUACCCUGGGG